GGGUCCGCGACGAGCGAGGGGCGUCUCAGGCUAGACUUUCAACAACGACCACGGUCUGUGCUGGGUCUGAGGUGGCCGUGCGUGCGUAGUAUGGUGUACGGAUCUGCACCCGCGGUUCCAUGGUGCAGGCGACAGAAAAAGGGACCAUAUUAUACAUAAAAUAAUUAUCGCGAAAGCUAUCGGACGUUGCCGCCAUCAUUUCGUAUGUAAGUGCGUGAAGGAAAAUCCCGAUGGUGCGAAAUGUUGUGCGUUUUGUUCGACAACAACAGCAGCAGCGUGUAGUUGCGGCGACUGCGCACAAUUGGUGCGCGGAUGUCACACCAUUAUUUCCAGACGACCACGAUCCCUCUCUCUCGCGCUAGACACGGUUCGGUCGGGAAAGGUUGGAGACGGUCGUUGUUUAGUGUGUCUCGUUCUCGGCUGUUACGUAAAGUGAACGUAGCGAAAAAAAAUAUUAAACAUACCUCUACCUACGCUCUGCGAAAAUCAUAAUUCGUUUAUUACUAUCAACCAAUAAAUUACACUGUUCGUUGUUAGUCCAAGUAGCAGGUCGGCCGGGUAUUCAUACAAGCAUGCAUGUUAUACUUUUGUUAUAUUCAUUGUCGCUUUAAACGACAGAGGAUAACAAUAAUACACACUUAGCGACAGUGUCUCGUUUUCAGCCGCAAAAACGUGAGACUUCAUGCGGUAGCAGACGCAGUCGAAAUCUGGUACUGUCUCUUCUGCUGCAAAUAAUAAUACACGUUCGUCCGUGGUUUUUUUAACGUUAUCCGGGCACACACAGACUGGAUGGUGUGGUGGACGCUGUUAUUUUUACAAUAUAUUUAAUUGCGUUUGUUGUUUCACAUUCUUACAAUUAGUGAAACGCUUGUAAGCUCAAAGAAAAUUAAAAUCUAUGUUCGAACAAAGACGAGGGGUUGUUAUUUUACAACACGUGAUAUUUAUAUGAUCCCUCAGGGAUAAGAGUGCGUGCGCGUGGUCGUCAUUGACGAAAAUGAAGGAGGUGACACCCCAUUUAAAAUGCGUACUAAAAAACUACCAACAUAGUGCCACGAAAAGUCUUCAGGGUCCCGGGGGGCUCGCUCUGAUUGUACCAAAAUCGGAGCUUCCGUCUCCGGAUCUAAAGGAAGAAGAAUUCGUCGCGGCCCCCUUGCAAAUCCAACAGUUUCCAAUAUUGUCUUCCGCCGACACAAGUAGCGAGCGUAGCGAGACAAUAUUAGAAGGCGAGACGAUUUCCUGUUUCGUAGUAGGCGGUGAAAAACGCUUGUGUCUUCCUCAGGUCUUAAACUCGGUCCUGCGGGACUUUACGUUGAUGCAGAUUAAUCAGGAGUGCGACCGAUUGCAAAUCUAUUGUUCCCGCUGUACACCUGAACAGUUGAACGUGCUCAAGAAUCAGGGAAUACUGCCGAGUACCGCUCCAAGUUGCGGCCUGAUCACUAAAACGGACGCGGAAAGACUUUGCAGCGGACUAUUGCACGGUCAAGUGUACGCGACCAGUGUCGUACGUCCCCCGAAGGGCACCCUCACGUUCCGGGUGUAUCACGAGUGUUUUGGCAAAUGCCGAGGCACCUGCGUUCCCGACUUGUACACGAGUAAGGCGGCGAGGUGCAUCGAGUGUCUUGAAUGCACGGGAUACUUUUCACCGCAGCAGUUCGUGUGUCAUGUGCACAGGAACCUGGAGAACAGGACUGUCCAUUGGGGAUUCGAUUCGGCCAACUGGAGGCAUUACCUCAAUAUAUGCAAGGAUCAGCUGGAUCACGAACGAUUCGCAAGCUAUCUGGAUAUCAUGCAGGAGCAAUAUGAGGGCAAGGUGGCCUUUCCAACUCCCGUUGUAGAGACCAUGCCUUCCAACAAGAGGAAACAGGUUUUUCAUGACACGGAGCUUCUGAAGUCGGAAAUUGAUUAUCCACUCAAAAAGAACAAACUGGACGAUUUCGCCCAGUUACCGUACAACAUCCAGCAGUUGUACACGACUGCAGCUCUGGAUCCGUUGUAUCUCCAGUACCUUCAGGACCUGCAAACCGGUCGGAAUCACUUGUCCGCGUUUAAACCCUUCCCGUCGCUCAAAGAGACUAAAAUCCGACACGGUUUGGCCGGUCUGAACAGAUACAUGGAUCCGCCGAUCCUCCAGCAUCCAGAAAGGGUCGUUCCACUUUCGGAAUCCGAAAGAUUCGAACGUAGCUUUCAGCCCAAUGUUGCUCUAGCGCCUCCGCCUCUACACAAAAUAAAAAAAUAUAGAUACGAGAAAAACGCAGAACACCAGAACAUCAAAGAGAUCUACAUAAAACAGGAAAAGGUCGAUCCUUCCGAAAACACUCCUCCUAAUUCUGAUAUAAUAGUUCAAAAUAGUAGCGUAAUAAAACGCGAAGGACAAUCCACUGAGUGUAACGAAAGACGCUCGAGUGUUAUAGGAGAAAUAACAAAGCCCCCUCGAACACCUCCGGCAGAUGUCAUAAUUGAACAUCGGAGAAACAAGGAAGACCUUCAACUGUUUCCCGUUGCGUCUUCUCCAAAUAUGCUGCCCGAAUCUGCCGUAUCAGUCGUUCAAAGUAUCGGACUUCACAAUCAUCAGACCAAUAAAUACAAUUCGGAGAUCGAGUUGUCGACUGAUACUGACGAUAGUGCGUCCGAAACGUCCGAAAAGCACUCGGACUUGGUAAAAAUCGAAGAAGUGCUCAAAGACGUAGACGUGGCCAUUCGAGGAAAAAUUUUGGACUUUAUACGCCGUCUUACGAAAACACACGAGAAUGUGAUAGUCGAGUGUCGGAAUAAGGACGCGAAAAUUAGUCAGCUAGAGUCUAAAAUUGAGCGACUAGAGACGGAAAUUAGGGACCUCAAGAGCAACAACGAAAGAUUGCCGGAAGUAGAACAAUCGAAGGAGGAAAAGUGCGAAGAAGAGCUAACACAAGAAGAAGAAAAACGUUCUGUUAUAGAGAGCAAUACAAUAAACGAAUCCCACUGCCAUCAGAGUCCUUCACCGCUCAUCUCUUCUUCUGCCACACCACCGUCUGAUGUUCCUGAUGAAAAAGUGAUGCCGAUGGUAAAAACGGAACCAGAUGCCCCUCUUCCGGAAGGGGAAAAAAAGGAACCUUUUGUGAUAAAAGAAGAACAAAAAGAAGACGGGGCAAAAACGGAACAGCAACCACCUCCCGGCAUUGGUGCCGCUGCUGCUGCUGAUGAUGAUGAUCAUAAAGAAUCCAUUGUGAAGGAAGAGAAACAAUUUUCGGAAAAAACUAAUGCCAAAAGUGUAAUCACCAACGCCGAGGAUUUAGAAAAGAAAGCAAUAAUGAAAAAUGCUCCCGAGUGAAACUUUUGUACCAGGCAAUCGGUUAUCAAUCGGUUGCCUUUUUACAUUUGACCGCCAUAGACGUCAAGUCCGCCAUUUUGAGAAACGCGAUCUUACCCCAUAAUAAUAGUGCAAGUGUUUAAAAGAAAAAAAAACGAAACUCCAAAAAUUUAUUACAUGUUUUUUUUAUUCGAACGUCAAAAUGUCACACACGCUAGUAUGUCAAGAUAAAAAUGUGUUUUUAAGCAAAUUCAAAAUUUUUGGCUCCGGAUUUUCGAGUACCCUAACCUGGAGUCAUGCCAAACUUAAUCAUCGAAGGUCAAAAAAUUCUACCUCUACCUAAGAACUUAACGGUCGAAGGUCAAAAAAUUCUGCCUUUACCUAGAACAAGACUCCGGAAGAAAAGCCUUAAGAAAUGUGAGUACUUUUAUCCGUUUAUUUUUAUUCCAAUUACCAGUUGUGAUUACUACAACAGAUUUUAUUCGAUAUUCAUUUUAUUAAGUACGCAUCUUUUGAUUAUCAACGUAAUUUUUUUGUGAGAAGGAAGAGUCACGUUCAAAAUUGGGACUAAAAGACUAACUACCAAAUAAAAUGUCGUUUAAAAAAAAA
Molecule: messenger RNA, 3895 nt
Organism: Agrilus planipennis (emerald ash borer)
Lineage: Eukaryota; Metazoa; Arthropoda; Insecta; Coleoptera; Buprestidae
Product: ski oncogene-like
Exons: 3
Coding region: 995-3307 (770 amino acids)
Biological process (GO): negative regulation of BMP signaling pathway
Cellular component (GO): nucleus
Molecular function (GO): RNA polymerase II cis-regulatory region sequence-specific DNA binding; DNA-binding transcription factor activity, RNA polymerase II-specific; SMAD binding
Source: RefSeq, a predicted model, not a curated record